GCACAUUCGCAUCGAAAUUUGCGUUCAGGUUCACGCGUGAAUGUAACUCCUAAUAGCAUUUCAACGCUUUUCAUAGGCGUCUAAAUACAAUACAAUAUUUAUUGAAUCGUUUUCAUGUGCUCCUUUGAGUCAAAUCAGACUUAACGUAACGAAGUACGAAGCGUCCUGCAAUAUGAACUGUUUAGUCUGCUGCUUUGUUUGGACUGUGGUUGGGGUAGCCGAGUGAGUCGUUGUCUUACUUGUGUGUGUCGCUCAACCCCACUAGUGUACGCAACCGUAGAUCGUCUUGCGCAACCCUUUCAAGGAACUCUCCCGAUCCGUUUCCCGGAAACUCAGAACCGCUACUCUUACGGAAACAACAAUACGCCAAGGCAUCGGGGACUGGCUUCUGAUCUGUUUAUCUGUGGUGGUCCGCCAUGUGUAACUUGACUUGACAAGCUUUGCCUUUGAACUUCGCGUUCUUUGGUUUUCAUCUCUCCGUGUCGGCAAAGAAUCCAGUCCGGUUGAUCGGAAACGGCCCAACUAUUUAAACACGCCCGUUUACGUGGAAAAGACCCGGAAAUUAGGUUAGAGUCGUUUUGUUUUGGGGGGCACCCUACCCGGAUACGAACGGCGGCGCGGCCAUGACCGCCAGCGCACUGGCUGGGUCUAUCCCGAGAUGCAGCGCGCGGUCCGUGACGUCAGCUUUCCGUGCAAGCCAGCUGACUGCUGUUGUCGAGGGGGCCUGUGCUGCUUGGACCAUGUCCGCUACCUCGAGUCCUGGGUGCUAGCGACCCCGUGUUUAUUUUUCUGGCCGAGUUGAGGUCCCCGUCGUGAGUGAGGAAACCGUCUCGGGGCUCCCUAGGUGCGCGUGUGCUCACACGCACGUUCGGUUGGGCAAGGGGGGGCAAGGGGAAAAAAGAAAGCACGUCCUAGGGCUUUGCGGCUGCAAUUUGUGUUGCCCCCUCCCUCCCCGUCCCUUUCCAAAAGACCGCAACGCCAAAAAGAAUUCAAAACAAAGGACUCUCGUGCUGCAAGGCUGGCCUCGUGUACGAGCUCCGAGGACGGCGGAGGAUCGUCGCCACCGCGCAAAAAGCAGCGCGUUGCCACCAUGCAGGCUACCAACGGCUGUUCUGCUGCUGUGCAAAAUGGGGACGAUUCGACCACCGCCGCCAACGGAGCCGCACCAGGCGAGAAAACCAAGGUUGGCUCACGCACCGAACAAGACAUUAUCAGACUCAUCGGUCAACACCUCAGGGGUUUGGGGCUCAACCGGACAGCAGAGCAGCUCAUCCAGGAGUCUGGCUGCAGCUUGGACCACCCAGCCGCUGCCAAAUUCCAGGCACACAUAAUGGAUGGAGACUGGUCCAAGGCAGAGUCGGAUCUCAACGAACUGAAGACGUUGCUGGCGUCGUCGCAGACACUUGUGGAGAUGCAGUUCCUGAUGCUCGAGCAAAAGUACCUGGAGCACCUGGAGGAAGGCCACCUCCUGGAGGCACUCAAUUGCCUGCGGCACAGCCUCACCCCGCUGCGGCACAACACCCAGCGGGUGCACGAGCUCUCCAGUUACAUGAUGUGCGGGACGCCGGAGGAGCUGCGCCUCAUGUCCCACUGGGAAGGCAAGGGACUUGCGUCGCGGCAGAGGCUCAUGGAGAAGCUUCAGGGGUUCCUCCCGCCAAGCGUGAUGCUGCCCCCCCGGCGCCUGCGCGCCCUGCUGGCCCAGGCGGUGGAGCUGCAGCGGGACCGGUGCCCCUACCACAAUGCCCCGUUCUCGCCGAGGGGGGCGCAGAGCGGGGAGGCCGGCCUGGAGGACAACUGCUGCCUCCUCACGGAUCACCUCUGCUCCAGGGAACAGUUCCCCUGCCACACCCUGCAGGUGCUCAACGACCACUGCGACGAAGUAUGGUACUGCCGCUUCUCCCACUCGGGUGCCCUCCUCGCCACCGGCUCCAAGGACUCCACCGUCAAGAUCUGGGAAGUGAACCCGGUGACCCUGACGCUGUCGCACAAGCGGACGCUCGAAGGCCACUCCUACGGAGCGUCGUUUGUGGCCUGGAGUCCAGACGACUCUCACCUCAUUGUUUGCGGGCCGGAGGACUGCUCGGAUCUCUGGAUCUGGAACGUGCAGAUGGGAGAGCUGCGGGUGAAGAUGACGCACUCGCCCGAGGACAGCCUGACGUCGUGUGCAUGGCACAAGGACGGCAAGAAGUUUGUCACGGGCGGCAUCCGGGGCCAGUUCUACCAAUGUGACCUGGACGGCAACGUGUUGGACUCGUGGGAAGGGGUGCGGGUGCAGGGCCUGUUCUGCCGAAAGGACGGCCGCACCGUGCUGGCCGCGGACUCGCACCACCGGAUACGCGGAUACGUCUUCGACGACCUCACCGACUUCAGCCUCAUUCAGGAGGAUCACUCCAUCAUCUCGUUCACCUGCGACGACACGGGGAGGCUGUGCCUCCUCAACAUCGCCACACAGGGAGUGCACUUGUGGGACCUGGAGGACAAAGUGCUGGUCCGAAAGUUCCAGGGAGUGACGCAGGGCUACUACACGAUCCGCUCCUGCUUCGGAGGCAUCAACCAGGUCUUCGUCGCCAGCGGCAGCGAAGACAACAAGGUGUACGUGUGGCACGUCAAGUGGGAGAAGCCCAUAGCGGUGCUGCAGGGCCACACCCGGUCGGUGAACUGCGUCUCCUGGAACCCCGCCCACCCGUCCAUGAUGGCCAGCGUGUCAGACGACGCCACAGUGCGCAUCUGGGGGCCGGCCCAGGCUCCCUCCUCCUCCCCACCUUCCUCCUCCUCCCCAGUGGGUGACAUGGCAGGCGCAUCGCCCCACUCGAACGGCAGCAGCAACGGGGUGUGCGACGGCGACGGAAACUCGGUCGUCUAGUCCUCCUCCCUCCCUUUUUUUCUCCUUGUCUUCAAGUUGCCUUUCUAGGAGACUUUUAUAUAUAUAUAUACAUGCAUUAUACAUACGUGUAUGUGUAUAUAUGUAUAUGCAUACAUACACACACACACGCACAGCGAGCGUGCGCUGCAGCAAGCCAAGGCGCAGGCUGGCGACGACGACCUUGGGGGUCGUGGCCAAGGUCGUGGAGAGCUCGUCUCUGGAGUUGUCUCGGCACGCGGGACAAAGCCGGGAUCGGGAAGCGACGGAGUAAGCCCAAUCCGCCGGACCGUGAGAAACCCGGUUUGGGCAGACGAAUUGGACCGUUUCGGACGCAACGGAUAAGAGAGGAAAAUUGCGUUUUGGUUCGGACGCCCUCGAUGCGGCGUUUCGAGCGUGGGGUUGAUUUGAAUUCGGAUCUAAAAAGGAAACUCAUUGUUGUUUGCAAAAUGAAGCGAACGAGGCGUUUGCAUCGAGGCGAUCAGAUUAUAUUAUCAUUAUCGCUAUUAUUACGGUAAUUAUUUGGAAGGGCGAAUUUCUUUAUGACCGACGCUGGGGCACGCGUGACUAAUUGACGUCGGCCGAAUAAACCGCUUUGUAUAGGCAUUAAAUUCCUUCAUUCUUGUGUGCUGGGUUGCACUAGUUAUUCCCGUUUCGCAGCUAGAAAGUCUGCGUUAAACCUUGAUAUUUUGCAAAAAAAAAAAAAAAAAAAGGAACCUCGUUUGUUUCGCUAAAAUCCGAAAAUAGUCCAUGGGCACUUCCUUUUUUCACAAAUGUUGGCUUUUAAUGCUUCGGCAUUGUCUCAUCAAGGUGACUCGCUUAUUAUUACGCCUCCACGGUGUUCCGAUAUCAUGGUUACCCCUCUUCUUCCCAGUACCAUUAACUGUUCACUGUUCUAGCAUUGCAGUGUGGAUAUGAAUCCAGUAUUGUGCACGAGCGUUAAAACUGUCGGCGCUUUAGAUGCUUCCGAGGCUGGAAGUGAGCUAGUAUCUUGGAACAUAUGCAAAAACGAAAACUGGCAUUGCGCCGGUAACUGACCGCCGGAGACAAGUCGGCAACUAUUUGGCAACGAGAUUCCGCCGUCGAUGUUCCAUUUCACAGUGUUGUAUCCGUUUGGUCGAACCAUUUUUGGCUUUGCGUGGUUGGCACGAGGUCUCGAACGUUGGAUUGCGAGGAACGCCGGAAAUGACCAAACAUUUCUGCGUCGCAAAUGUGCACGUGCUCGCGACAACUCCUUGGGACGGAGGGAGGGAGGCGGCUCAACGUAAGCAAAAUGCAAAACAAAACAAGCAUGCAGCGACUUUUUUUUUUUUUUUUCGACAACAACCUUUGUAAAUAGAUUCACGUGUGUGGUGAACCGUGCGAGCGUUUUAAUGGUAGUAGAAACUGCGCGUUAACAAAGUUUAUUUUGAAACUUCCCUUUCUUUUCUCCUGCAUUGUGUGCGAGUGUGCAGGAUAUCUCUAGAAAACAUGCCAGUUACGAAAUGUGUAAUGUGUGCUAGAUUUCUGUGUGACGACGAAAAAAAAAAAAUCCAGGCUAUGCUUUAUCUUCUUUUUUUUUUUUUUUGGGAGACGCUUCCACUCGAAACGUUGCCAAAUACAUUGGAUGCACCUUUCGUUUUGAGGGACGGGAAAGGGCUCUCUUCUGUUUUAAACAAAACUGUUUGUUGCUGUUCUAAGCGUCGUUGCAAACUGCUUUUAUUUUUAUUUUUUUGCAACUACCGCUUGGUAUGCUUCCUCGAUCGGCCACCUGGCAAAGUCAGUUGGAACCAGUUUUUGCCAUAAGGGCAAAAUUGUACUUAUCCGCCGUCGCUUUCCAGUUGUUUUUGCGCUGCCCCGUUCCUCGAAAUCGCAUUGUUGAGCACAAUUGCCUCAUCAUUGCCCUGCACUUUGCAAGCAACAUCCAACAUUUUUGCGUUCGAACGUCGAGUUCAGAAGGCCGUGAAACCUUUGUUCCUUUUGACACGUCCGAACGAAGCGUGAUUACACGGCGCUCCAAAAGGCAGUGAAAAGUGUGCGUCUUGAGGGCCUGCUAUCAUUGCUCAAAAGUUUCCACCCGUGCACCUGCUAAUUCUCUAUACCUUGGAUGUAAGGAGGCAUUGACGAGCACUGCCCAAGUUUCGUCUAGUCUGCUUCCGCAGAUUCUUGCUACAAACGCCGCGAAUUUCACGGUCACGUUUCCGCAGCGUGCACAGCCAAAAUUUUCAUAAGGAUUGUAGACAAGCGGCCGCGAAAUAGAGUGCGACAUUCGAGUCUUCGCAGCGUCUUGUCGCCGAUAACUUGUAGCUGUGAGAACGGUUUGGAAAGUUCUCGCAUUCAAAUUGCUGGUUUUCUUAAGUUUUCACCGCCUUCAGAAGCGGCACUCGCGUCUUGCGGUCGCAUUUUGGACAGAAACGCGAGAAAAGUUGGAUUUUGCUCGCAACAAACAAAAGGAUCUUUUUUUUUUUUUGGUCUGGCGGUUGCAAGGUGUGUGCGCCGGAGCUUUUGCUUGCCAUUUGGUUGCAACAAUGGCAGAAAGGGAGGCGAGGUGAAGGGACGAGCUUGUUGCCGCGCCCCUUGUCGAAACUUGCAAUAGUACUGCCAUGUGCCUGGACAUGUGUGUGGAGACAAUAACUCUAUUUUGGUUGAAGCGAAUCCUCCCGGCGGCGGCGGCAGACCGCGCACCGGUGUUCGGCGAGGUCUUGGAAAUCUUGUCUUUUCUGUUGCCUCCUGUUCUCGCAAAUAUAUUUUACUGCUUUUAGACAA
Messenger RNA from Ixodes scapularis (black-legged tick), 5605 nucleotides. RefSeq names its product WD repeat-containing protein 26. Bases 1091 to 2863 code for a protein of 590 amino acids. Gene Ontology annotation, cellular component: GID complex. The record is from RefSeq and is a predicted model, not a curated record. NCBI's taxonomy places the organism in Eukaryota, Metazoa, Arthropoda, Arachnida, Ixodida, Ixodidae. Gene Ontology annotation, molecular function: protein binding. The transcript has 14 exons. Gene Ontology annotation, biological process: proteasome-mediated ubiquitin-dependent protein catabolic process.